AUGGGAGACCUUUUUUCCUUGUUUUGGGAGGUAGAGUCUCCUCCCAUACCUGUCAGUUUUACCAUUCCAAGUCAGGAUUAUGAAUGCCGGAAAGAUGACUCUUGUGGGACAAUAGGGAGUUUCCUGCUUUGGUAUUUUGUCAUCAUAUUGGUCUUGAUGUUCUUCUCUCGGGCUUCUGUUUGGAUGUCUGAGAACAGAAAGGAUGAAGGCAGUGGGACAAGUGCUUCAGCCAGUAAAGCAAGCAAAGAAAUUUCCUAUAAGCGGCAAAGUAGAGAUGCUACCUGGGACGCCUCGCAAACAAUGAAGAAACCAAAACAGAACCAACCUUCCCCUGCAACCGACUCCUCGGAGAUGGCUUUGGUCAAUGCCUACCUUGAACACAGACGAGCCAGGCGCCAUUCUGCGUUCCACCAGGUGGGCCAGGUCCAGCAGGACAGCGACACCACGGAGUGCGACAGCGACGACUCGAACUCGGGCGCCUCGUCGUGGAAGGAGAGCGAAAGCGGGCACCUGCCCUCGCCAGCCAGCGCGCAGCGAGAGCCAGGUCAGAGGCCCAGGACCUCGGGCAGCUACCAGAUCAGGGAGAGGCCCUGCCUCCACUGCAAAGCCGUGAGGACCAACGAGUGGCUGGCCCGCCAUUUCCUGCAGCACUCUUCCGCAACAGCCUCCACGAAGGGAGACCUUUCAGAAGAAAAUUCUAAACCUGACAUCGACACAAGGUUCAAUCAGUUCUGAAUGCUGCAGUCCUCAACUUCGGCGAAGUCAAAAGAAAGAUGAAUAAAACAUGAAAACCACCAUAGCCUUAGGCGAGGAGACACCAAAAAGCC
Molecule: messenger RNA, 827 nt
Organism: Jaculus jaculus (lesser Egyptian jerboa)
Lineage: Eukaryota; Metazoa; Chordata; Mammalia; Rodentia; Dipodidae
Gene: Ssmem1
Product: serine rich single-pass membrane protein 1
Exons: 3
Coding region: 1-735 (244 amino acids)
Source: RefSeq, a predicted model, not a curated record